AUGGCCCUCCGAUACUUCAACACCUUUAUCGAUGCGGAACCAGAACAGGUUGAGGCUUCCCCUGGGCGCUUGCAUCGUUCAAAGAGCUGGCCACAACGUUGCCGGAGUUAUACCAAUGUGGAGACCACCGAUGGUGUGAACUAUGUCACUAAGUUGGAGAGCAAGUGGAGCGUCACCUAUGGUGAACGACUGCAAAUGGCCCCAGCAUCAGCGACAGAUGAGACAGACGUGACUCCGAUGACAUCACAGAGCGGGCCUGUAGAAGCAGCUGGAGAGGCAUCAGAAGCUCUACAGCUUUAG
Molecule: messenger RNA, 300 nt
Organism: Cladocopium goreaui
Lineage: Eukaryota; Dinophyceae; Suessiales; Symbiodiniaceae
Source: the annotation of a GenBank genome assembly